Ceratina calcarata is the source of this 848-nucleotide messenger RNA. RefSeq lists its product as uncharacterized. Lineage: Eukaryota; Metazoa; Arthropoda; Insecta; Hymenoptera; Apidae. The record is from RefSeq and is a predicted model, not a curated record. Bases 95 to 802 code for a protein of 235 amino acids. The transcript is spliced from 2 exons.
UUGCCCAUAAGCAUAAGAUCGGUGAUCGUGGUUGUGGCUUAUAUGGUUUAAAAAUAUUGUUUUACAUGCAAAGUUAUGUUUAACAGCGAUCAGAAUGGCUGUUAACAGAUUGUGCGCUGUAUUUCGACAAGUAGUAGUAAAGAGACAAGGUAACAUAAUCGCGAGAUAUUGUUCUUCUCAAGUAUCAAAAGAAUGGAAUAACGCAUUUUCGUUGUCUAUUCUAUCUAAGAAUUUAUCAGAUGUACCUUCGACGAACGUGCAAAUCAAAUUCAUGCCCAAAACGCUUAAUAUAGAUUUCGGAAAUCCAGACAGUGUUUCCAGAAAGAAUAUCAAUGAAUUACCAUUGUCUAAAUACAUACCAUCGAUGGAAGAGCCCACAAUACAAAGGCCUAUUCAACAGGACAAGCCAUUGAUGGAUAAAUCCUUUGAACUACCGACGAUCGAAAAUAUUUAUGAGAAACUGGCCAUACGUAUGAUAGUAAUUAGAAGAAAGAAAAUGAAGAAGCAUAAAAGGAAGAAACUGCGUAAGAAAAUGCAUUUUGUGUGGGCUAAGUUAAGAGCAAAACGCAACAGCUUGAGGGAGAAGGUUUUCCAAGCUGGACUUUUGUCUCAGAUCAAGGAAGCAGAGGUGUUCGAUGCAAAGGCAUACGUUCAAUCAAGACUUGCUCUUCUGGAUAAAGAGUUUAUACCGAGAACAUAUAGAGGCGAAAUAUUACCACAAGAAAUGAUAAAAAAGUUUUUGCAAGAGAAGAAAGAGAAGCGGGAAAGGCUACUGAACAAGCCUAAGUUAACAUUGGAUUAAAUAUGUACAUAUAAACUGCGUAAAUAAAUGUUUAUCGUAGAAAUUA